AUGCGGUGGCUGCAGAGCGCCUUUUGGCUAAGUGCCAUACUUGCAACCGGUGUGUUUGCAAAUGAUGUUAAACUGACACAGGAUAACGCCAGUCGACAACAAUGCUCUGGAAUGUACGGGAAGAAGGCUUGGGGCGGAGAUAUAAACCCGUUCAUCUUGCUAAGGAUGCAGAGUGUGAAAGAGAAGGAGAAUCCAAUUAUGAGCUUGGUUAUAUUUGAAUGGAAAGAUGAGAACUUGAUUGGACGUGACUUGAAAGCAAAGGAUGGAUCGAUACAAAAAAAGCUCAUAUGUGGCCCUCCGAGCGUUGAGGCGAAACUCUGCACCGAAAAGGAGCUUGGAUCUUUUAUCCUUGCGCCAAAUGCUACCGGCGAUGCGAAAUCCCCUCUCAUUUCACUUGCCGUGAACAUGACCGACCCCAAACCAAUAAAGUACCCAGUGUCCAAGACCGGAUUUUAUUGCGUUACUACUUACCCGUACACCGACAUGGAAUAUCAAGGUGUUGUGACCUUCAGAAACGCCUAUGGAGAACUCGCAGCUACACAGGUUCCAAAGUUGCCAUUUUACGGAGGAUUGACGAUUCUCUAUGCCCUAAUGGGAGUAUUCUGGGGGUUUUUAUAUGCCCAACAUCGGCAUGAUAUUCUGCCCGUACAAAACUACAUUACAGCAAUUAUCGUCUUCUUGGUGGUAGAACAGCUCAUAACGUGGGGAUUCUACGACUACCAAAACCGAUAUGGUGCGAAUGCUGUUUCCAAGGUUUUAAUGGUCAUUGUGUCCAUUUUAAGCGCUGGACGCAACUCAUUCUCUUUCUUCCUACUGCUCAUCGUGUGUAUGGGCUAUGGAGUAGUGAAGCCUUCCCUUGGUCGAACCAUGAUUUAUGUUCGCAUUCUAGCCAUUACUCAUUUCGUCUUCGGAGUCAUUUACUCCCUUGCCAGUCUUUCCAUAACGCCAGAUAGUGCCGGUCCAUUGGUACUUCUUGUUGUUCUUCCCCUUGCCGGCUCUCUCACUGCGUUCUACGUUUGGACCCUCAACUCUCUAAGUGCUACCAUGAAGGACCUCGUUAGCCGGAAGCAGCACGUGAAAGCGAUGAUGUAUAAGAAACUAUGGUGGUGCCUUUUGGGCAGCAUUGUCGUUAUCUUUGCAUUCUUCUUCAUUAACUCAUUUGUGUUUGCUAGCACAAAUGUAUCUGAUUUGAUUCCAGCACAGUGGAAGAGCAGAUGGUUUGUUUUAGACGGUUGGCUAAACAUUGUUUAUCUGUUCAAUAUUGCAUAUGUGUCGUACCUGUGGAGACCCACUGCCAACAAUAAACGGUUUGCUAUGAGUGAUGAGCUUGCCCAAGAGGAUGACGGGUUCGAAAUUCGUUCCGUUACUAGUUCUUUAGAUGAAGAAGAUGCCGUCGAGAAUUCGAACGGGCGUGGCAACACCCGCUCUCCUGCCGGUACAAAGGCUCAUAACGGCUCUCAACAAGUCCGCCAUUCCCUGGAUGGCGAGACUAUAUUCGCUGUUGGCGAGGAUAUGGAUAGGUGGUCUGAUGACGACAUCUCUCCAAGGAAUUCGACUGAUAGGAAGAAACUGAUACGCAAAGAUGAUUAG
This is a messenger RNA of Microsporum canis CBS 113480, 1590 nucleotides long. Its product is annotated as PTM1. The transcript has 7 exons. The coding region runs from base 1 to 1590 and encodes 529 amino acids. The record is from RefSeq and is a predicted model, not a curated record. Gene Ontology annotation, biological process: retrograde transport, endosome to Golgi. Lineage: Eukaryota; Fungi; Ascomycota; Eurotiomycetes; Onygenales; Arthrodermataceae. Gene Ontology annotation, cellular component: Golgi apparatus; membrane.